Messenger RNA from Rhipicephalus sanguineus (brown dog tick), 807 nucleotides. RefSeq names its product translocator protein. The record is from RefSeq and is a predicted model, not a curated record. The transcript has 6 exons. Lineage: Eukaryota; Metazoa; Arthropoda; Arachnida; Ixodida; Ixodidae. Gene Ontology annotation, cellular component: mitochondrial outer membrane. The coding region runs from base 1 to 789 and encodes 262 amino acids.
AUGAUGGGACCAGAGGAACCGGCCAAGUACCACCGCAAAACUACAGAGCAAGGAAGGAUUCGCGCAAGGCGCCACAACGGGAGCCGAGACCUUCAUUCACCGGCCAGCAGCUACAUCCGGUCUGAGGCGUCCACAGUAAUCGGGAGGUCUGUCGACGCGGACCCGGCCUGCUUCAAGAUGAAGUUCGGCAUCGUCGACGUGUCCGGACUGGAGCCGCACCAUCCCCACCAUUCCGCGCCGAAGGUCCCGGCUCACAACAGCGCCGAAGGGUGCGGCGACGUAUGCCCCUUCGCACAGCUGAAGAAGUACGGCGUUCCGGUGGUCAUCACGCUGAUUCCAAGCAUCGGCGGUGCCUUUUGUUCUCAGUACCUCCGCAGAGAGCAUCGUCACUGGUACGAGAACCUUCGCAAGCCAGUGUGGUGUCCCCGCCAGUGGCUCUUCUUCCCGGUGUUCAACGCGUGCUACGCCUCGAUGGGGCUCGCCUCGUACAUGGUGUACGCGCAGCAGGGCUUCCACGGUUCCUCCAGGUUCGCACUGCAGCUGUACGGCACGCAACUGGCUCUCACCUGGAUCUGGGUGCCGCUGCUCUUCGGACGCCGCAGGCUGGGACUGGCCUUCGUGGACUCCGUGCUGUUGGCUGGGUUCUCCGGCGCGACGCUCUCGUCCUUCGCACCCGUCAGCGCUGGUGCCGCCGCCAUUUUCGUGCCCUCCUUCCUUUGGUCCGUCUACCUCAUGCUCACCUCCCUUUUCCUCUGGAGGCGAAAUUCCAUCAUCAUCAAGCAUGGCUGAAAGAACUGGAAAUUCUGG